ACAAAUUAACUAUACAAAUUGUUCAACACCAAUCUAGAAAACUCAAGAAAAUUGAAGCAAAUCACAAAUUAUCCAUAAAUAACAUGAUUAAUUGAAAACUUCUUCCUUUCAAUUAAGUUUCUUCACUCUCCACUCGAUAACAUCAACUUCAUUCUACAUAAUUUGAAAGAAAAAAUUAGACAUGUCUCCACAAACAUAAAUAAGAUUAUUGUUUAGAAUAUUAAAUAUAUCGAGAAAAUUAACUAUAUGGGUGUGAGCGGGUACCCAUGAGUCGGGUUUACCCAAACCCAACCCAACCCGGUGAAUAGUGAACGGGUUUAAACCCAAACCCGGCCUAAAACCCGUCACAGAUUUUACCCGUGUUGACCGGGUUGGGUCGGAUGGGUACCCGUGGGUUCGGGUUUUGUUGCCAUCCCUAUUGAUAUAUAAUCUAGGACGUUAACAGGAAGAACUAGCUAGCUAAUAAUUCAUACCGGCCGGCGAUGAUGCUGAUCGAUUCGCUGAAGUAAUAUAUAUAUGACUCAAAAUUAUUUAGAGGAAUCAUCCUCAACAACCCGGCGGCCUAGAAUCUUUAACUAAAUUGCUAAUUACACACACAAAUUAAUUAAGAUACCCUUGCAGUUUCCAUAUAUAUAUAUCCUAUGCAAGCAAGCAAGCAAGGUUGUAGUAUCAUAGUUAGUUGUUUCCCUCUUCGAUCGAUCGGUGCAUGCCUUUGUAGUCAUAAACAACAAAAAAAUCAAACUCCACGCACGGUAAUUAAGCACCCGGCCGCCGUGCGCCUGAGAAAAUGGAUCUCUACUUGUUCCUUAGUUGCUCACUCUGCCUCAUUUUCACCGCCACCUUCCUCCAUUUACUAGGGAGAUCAAAAAGCAGCAGCGACCGAGCUCCGGCGGGCAAACUCCCCCCGGGUCCCACCCGGCUGCCAAUCAUCGGCAACCUCCACAAUCUGGGCCCCAACCCUCACAAAUCACUGGCCGAUCUCGCCAAGGUCCAUGGGCCGUUGAUGAGCCUCAAGCUGGGCCAAGUCACCACCAUCGUCGCUUCUUCCCCUGCCAUGGCCAAGGAAAUCCUCCAAAAGCACGACAAAGUCCUAUCCAACCGCCACGUCAACCUCGCCAUGGAAGCCCUCGACCACCACAAAUUCUCCCUGCCGCUUCUCCCCGUGGAGUCCAAGUACUGGAGGAACCUCAGGAAAGUGUGCAACUCCUACAUCUUCACCGCCCAGAGGCUGGACUCCAACGAGGAGCUCCGGAGGGUCAAGGUUGCGGAGCUCGUGGAAGGUGUUCGACGAAAUGCCUCUGAGAGGCCCGGGGAGGCGAUUGACGUUGCGAGGGUGGCCUUCAGGGCCACUCUCAACGCCAUGUCGUCCACCAUUCUUUCGAUGGAUCUUGCGGACGAGGAGAGGUCGGAGGCCGCCAGGGAGUUCAAGGAGCUUGCGAGGGGGAUUAUGGAAGACUGUGCGACGCCCAAUUUGGGAGACUUUUUCCCUCUCCUGGCGAGGAUGGAUUUGCAGGGGAUCAAGAGGCGGGUGAAGGGUCAUUUGAGAAAGGCUUUGGAUCUGUUUCAAACUGUCAUCGACAACCGGUUGCGGAAUCGGAAGUCCGAGAGCUAUGUCUCCGCUAACGACAUGCUCGACACGCUUCUUGCCAUCGGGGAGGAGGAGGAGGAGGACAAGGACAAGGCGGCUGCCAUGGAUCCACUUCGCAUCCAACGCUUGUGCGUGGAUCUCUUCGUAGCAGGUACCGAUACAACUUCAACCACGCUAGAAUGGGCAAUGGCAGAGCUUCUCCGCAAUCCCAAUACACUUGCUAAAGCUAGGGAAGAACUGGACGCAACAAUUGGGAAAGGCAAUAAUUUUCAGGAGUCGGACGUCUCUCGAUUACCGUAUUUACAAGCAAUAUUAAAAGAGACAUUCAGGCUACACCCAGCAGCUCCCCUCCUACUUCCGCGCAAGGGAGGAGAAGAUGUAGAGAUUUGUGGUUUUACCAUGCCCAAAGGUGUGCAAAUUCUAGUCAAUGUGUGGGCCAUAGGUCGGGAUCCCAUGAUAUGGGAUGAUCCCAACGCAUUUGUGCCGGAAAGGUUCUUGGGUUCCGAGCUUAGUGCUAAGGGAAACAGUUUUGAGCUGCUUCCAUUUGGCGCAGGGAGAAGGAUCUGCCCAGGAUUGCCUUUGGCACUGCGGAUAUUGCAUAUGAUGUUGGGUUCCUUGAUCCAUUGGUUUGAUUGGAAGUUGUCAGAUGGGGUCGAGCCAGAGAAGUUGGAUAUGGACGAAAAGUUUGGGAUGGCUUUGCAAAAGGCCAAACCUUUGCUUGCCAUCCCUACUCCCAGGUAAUCAGAAAAUCUGUAAUUGAAAGCAACUGCUAUUGUGAUCGAUGUGGCGUUUGGCAUUCUGAAUGUAAGUGGUUUGUGGCAUUUUCUUUGAAUUGGUAAUAUGUAAGAGACAUUUUGAUUUGGCAAGCAUGUGGGAAUGGUGAUUGUAAUAAUACAAAUAUUGCGUGAUAUAUAUUAUGAGCACUGAUACACAAUUGUGUUGCAGCAUUUGAAAUAGGGACCAAUCCAUCAUAUGUAAACAUAGUGCACAUAAACUCAUGUAAAUAGCAAAAUCAUAUAUCAAAAGAAUUGGUAUACGAACGAAACAAUAAUAGUAAUAUUAUUAUACAUCAUAUUUAUAUUUGAUCGAUGACUUUUGAAAGUUGGUAAUUAAGUAAAAGUAAAAAU
Linum trigynum is the source of this 2715-nucleotide messenger RNA. Lineage: Eukaryota; Viridiplantae; Streptophyta; Magnoliopsida; Malpighiales; Linaceae. The record is from the annotation of a GenBank genome assembly.